Messenger RNA from Symbiodinium natans, 366 nucleotides. The record is from the annotation of a GenBank genome assembly. NCBI's taxonomy places the organism in Eukaryota, Dinophyceae, Suessiales, Symbiodiniaceae.
AUGGACGACCUGCGCCACAUUGAGGCAAUCGUCGCCACACAGCCACCUCCAAAUGACUCGUACGAGGCGGCCUUCUACACCACCGAUUUCAUCCGGUUUCAGGCGCAGGAGGAUCCCUGCGGAUGGAGGACGCUGCAGCGGAACUUCAGCUUGCCUCACCGCUGGUAUGGAGUCAAGCGGAGGACGCUGCUGGUCCGCAUUGCGCGGCACUGCAUGGCAAUACGCCAUCACACUGGCGGGGCCGACAAGGCCUGGGCCGAUAGCGUUGGACGAUCGGCUGCCUUGGAGCUAGCAGAAGAAGGUUUGCUUGACCGCUGGUACGGCGUCAAGAGGAGCACGCUUUUGGCUCCCCGCCUGAAGAUUUGA